Molecule: messenger RNA, 1286 nt
Organism: Cololabis saira (Pacific saury)
Lineage: Eukaryota; Metazoa; Chordata; Actinopteri; Beloniformes; Belonidae
Exons: 6
Coding region: 261-920 (219 amino acids)
Biological process (GO): cardiac muscle cell action potential involved in contraction; sodium ion transport; regulation of heart rate by cardiac conduction
Cellular component (GO): voltage-gated sodium channel complex
Molecular function (GO): sodium channel regulator activity
Source: RefSeq, a predicted model, not a curated record
AUGCAGUCCCCCCCCCCAGAGACCGGGCCGGGCCCGGCUGCCGGCUCGGGUUUCCUGCGUCUCAGCUCUCACAACUCCGGACUCACAGGCGCUAAAUUUAGCCCGUGUUGGUCAGGGGGUCCGGUCCUGCUCCUCGGGACACUUCUGGACUCCGUCUGGACUCUACCCGGUUCUUCGGCCCGGUUCAUGGACCCGGUCCGGGGCGAACUCUGACCCCCCGUUCCCGCUGGUGCCGCUCGGAUUCUCUUCAAGGUCCAGAAAUGAUUCUACCGGUUUGCCUGGUGGUCCUGUUCAGCUUGCUGGCGCCGCGGUGCCGGGCCGGCUGUGCCGAGGUGGACUCUCUCACGGAGGCCGUGGCGGGUCAGCGGUUCCUGCUCGGCUGCAUCUCCUGCAAGAGCCGGGAGGAGGUCCCGGCUCGGGCCACGGUGGACUGGCACUUCAGGCCGCCGGGCCAGGACCAGUUCUGGCACAUCUUCCACUACGACCACCCCGACGCCGCCGUCCUGCACCAGGACUUCAUGGACCGGCUGACGUGGCACGGGACGCUGAACCCGGACGUCCAGACCGGUGCCGUGUUCCUGCACAACGUGACCUUCAACGACACGGGGACGUACCGCUGCACCUUCAGCCGGGUCCUGUUCCUGAGCCCGACCAACCAGCAGGUCAGCGUGGAGAAGGAGGUGGAGCUGACGGUGGUGGCUGAAGCCAACCGCGAGCUGGCGUCCGUGGUGUCGGAGAUCAUGAUGUACGUGCUGGUGGUGGUUCUGCAGCUCUGGCUCAUCGUGGUUCUGGUCUACUGCUACAACAAGACCUGGGACGAGCACGAGGCCCGCGAGGCCCGCAAGGCCCUGAAGAACCAGAACACGCUGCUGGUGUCGAAGGACAAGUGCGACGUGAACCUGGUUCCUCCUGACGCCUGACUGGGUUUUACUGCCGUUUGAGUGUUUUUAUAGAUAAUUUUGUAGUAAAGAGAUGUAUAAUUAGCUGGCUGAGGUAGAUUUUGAGGGGGGGGUUCCUGCAUGUUUAUGAUGCCCUCCCGGAUCAUUCCCAUCAUCACUGCUCACACUGAGGGAAUGAAACCUUUUAAAGGCACUGUAUGUAGUAAUACCACCCCUUACCACACGGGGGCGGCGUUACUGGAAGUUCUUAUUUCUAGGUUGAAACCAACGAGGAACCGACCUCUGACCUCCAGGAGCCGACUACAAACCUGAUACCAGUUGUUUUAUUGCUGUUGUUUGUCUGAGAUUAAGGAGGUUUUAAGGUUUUUAAAUAAACAAUUAAAUGAA